Aureobasidium uvarum is the source of this 867-nucleotide messenger RNA. The record is from the annotation of a GenBank genome assembly. Lineage: Eukaryota; Fungi; Ascomycota; Dothideomycetes; Dothideales; Saccotheciaceae.
AUGUCAGCCCCUAGGUCAUCUCUGAGACAGCAGAGAAAGGAGCCUGAAGGUGGUCCGCUCCCUGGCACAUGGGAGAAAUUCGGCACUGAGCCUGCCGAGUACAAAGGAGAACUCUCAUCUUUCCUCAAUGCAGAUGGUAUCACUUGCAAGAGAAAUUGGAAGACCAACGUCAAAACGAAUGAACGCGUGUUGUGGGCUUCUUUGACUGAACGAGUCGCCGAUCACUUCUAUCCUGGUCAGAUCAUCCGGGCCAUGGACUCUCGUUUCAUGUCAGAUCUCAAAGCUCCCCUCAAUGAGAGAAACACGGCUUCACAUACCGAUGGCCCAGUCAUCGCUAAGAUGCGACCCAUGGUCAUAUUGUGGAAAACACGACAUGCACUUAUCUGUCUGCCACUCAGGGGCGAGACACUGGAAGACAAGAUUGUCAUGAAAACCCACCCAGGGACCUGGAACGAAUAUAUCAGCGUCACGAACGAAGACGACAAGACCUGGACAAGCAAGACACCUNGGCUCUCCCCUCAUCUACACAAGUCAUCCCCCAAGAGCCCCGCCGAUGAGAAGUUUUCCGGGCGAUCCUACAUCGAUCUUUCGUCUCCCACCAGGAUCGACAUGAUCUCCGAAAUGAAGACAAACCUGGGACACUUGAGCGGCAGCCAAUACUGCAGACUGCUCCAUGCGUACAUCGAGCUACAAAACGAAUACAAGCAAAACGCAAUCAACGAGUUUGGAGAAGUGGCCGUAUUGCCUAACCCGGAGACCUGGCCGCCAAACGAUCACUAUUGGAAACUCAGGCUUGCAAAGAUGGAAAACAAGGUUCCUAAGCUCGAUAACAAGACCAAGACUUACAAGUUGGUGGCGCCUAAUUGA